Zygotorulaspora mrakii is the source of this 870-nucleotide messenger RNA. RefSeq names its product 2,4-dienoyl-CoA reductase (NADPH) (gene SPS19). The transcript has a single exon. The record is from RefSeq and is a predicted model, not a curated record. The coding region runs from base 1 to 870 and encodes 289 amino acids. Gene Ontology annotation, molecular function: 2,4-dienoyl-CoA reductase (NADPH) activity. Gene Ontology annotation, biological process: fatty acid catabolic process. NCBI's taxonomy places the organism in Eukaryota, Fungi, Ascomycota, Saccharomycetes, Saccharomycetales, Saccharomycetaceae.
AUGGUUAAUACACUAGAUGCAACUUUUACGCGGGGGAGUGCAUGGAAACCCGAUCUGUUUAAAGGAAAGGUAGUAUUUGUAACAGGAGGUGCCGGUACGAUAUGUCGAGUCCAGACUGAAGCACUGGUCUUGUUGGGUUGCAAAGCAGCAAUUGUAGGAAGAAGCAAGGAUCGCACCAUCAAGGCCGCUGAAGAGAUAUCGCAGCUGAGUUCAGAGGGGUGUGUUCUUCCCAUAUGCAACAUUGAUGUGAGAAAUUUCAAGCAAAUGGAAGACGCUGUAAAGCAGGCGGUACAUGCAUUUGGUCGCAUUGAUUACGUUAUAGCGGGUGCAGCAGGAAAUUUUAUCUGUGAUUUUGCGCAUUUAUCAGCAAAUGCCUUCAAGACUGUUGUGGAUAUUGAUCUGUUGGGGAGUUUUAAUACAGUAAAAGCAUGCUUUGAUGAGCUUUUGAAAAAUCGAGGGUCUAUCAUUUUUGUCUCGGCGACGCUUCACUACUAUGGGGUUCCUUAUCAAUCCCAUGUGGGUGCCGCCAAGGCUGGCAUCGACGCGCUAUCUAACGCACUAGCGGUAGAAUUAGGGCCGAUGGGUGUGCGCUCCAACUGUAUCGCACCUGGACCAAUUGAAGGAAGUGAAGGUGUGAAAAGACUUAUCACCAAGCAGUAUGCCGAAAAUUCCAGGAAAAUGGUACCUUUGCAAAGGUUGGGUACCACAAGGGACAUUGCAGAAGCAACCGUUUUUUUGUUGUCACCUGCAUCAUCAUAUGUCAACGGUGCUAUACUCGUUGUUGAUGGAGGCUCGUGGCAUGUGGGGACACACUUCUCUCACAACAUGUAUCCUGACAAAUUGGUCAAAGGCAUGAAAUCAAAAUUAUAG